GCUGCCGCGCGCGCCUGUCGCAUAUUCUAUGCGACUCCGCUCCUCCUUCACCAUAAUAUGGAUAUACAGCACAUCCGCGCUCUUAUCAACAUCCAAUUCUCGUUUCUGUGGUUUUACGAAGUUGCCGACAAAUACAAAAGGAUUAUAUUGUAAAGUGUCCAAGAAAACAGUAGUUUUUUCAAAGUCCGCAUUGGAAUUUCUAGUAUGGCAGUCGCCGUGGGCCGACGUGCUCAGCACAUGGCUUCAUAAUAAUACGGUGGUGGCUGACGUUACAUCAAAAUGUACCAAUAAGUGAUCGGAGUAGAUAAAUCAGUGCGAUUGGUUUGUGGUGCAAAUGUGAUUUUAUACAAUUAGUGUAUUAACUUAUUUAUUAUAAAUAUUGUAUUAGUUAAGGACCAACAAUGGAACGUAACAAAUCGAAAGCAUUUCGAUGGUGUGCUUCCUAUAACAGUGAUGUAAUGUUAUAUAGUGCAUAGUGAUCCCAAAGUCUGAUAUUAGACUGCGUUAAGUUUAUUAGUUAGUUUUGUACUGUGUGAUAGUGAUGCUGAUCAAUACGUUUUUGGACACGGAGGAUUUCGUGCACUUGUAUUACCCCGAGGAUGAGCCAGCGGGCGCGCAGGGUUGCGGAGCCGGGGCUCGCAUGGCCAGCAAGUACCCGCGCCCGCCCUCGCCUGAAUACUCCUCUUCUCAGUCUCAGGUGUCAUCGUCGUCGUCUCGCGCGAUGAGCGAGCGCGACCGGGAGCGCGAUCGGGAGCGCUGGGGCGCCCCGCCGCAGCCCGAGCCGCCGCCGCACCGCGUGCGCGCCGCGGACCUGUACCCGCGGCUGCGGACCCACUGCGACGAGCCUGGCUUAGACGUGCCCUUCACACCAAUAUGUGGAGAGUUUGUCCAGUGGGUUGGACGCACGGCAGACGGCGGCACCAUCGCGAUGUCCAACUAUCGCCUACACGCUCAACCGAGGCGGCGGAGCGGACCUGGGGCUUCGGUGCCACUGAGACUUAUCGACGCAGUGGAAAUUAAAGAUCUGCUGUGCCUAAUUGUACAAUGCAAGCACGGCCGACAGCUUCAAUGUACAUUCACCACAGGCGACAAGUGCCUAGAAUGGUGGCAGCGCCUCAGUACUGCCCUGGCUCCUAUGAGCUCAGUCCAAGAAACCUUCGCCGCGGCCUACGCGGCGUGGGCCAAGGAACAACCGCCUGCCUCCGUCCAUAGGGCUCUCAUGAGGGCGUCUAACGCCCCGCACAGGAACUGGUUCGGACCUGAGGUUGAAAGACUGGGGUUCACAACAAAAGCAGCGUGGCGAGUAACGGCUGCCAAUGCUGACUACAAGCUAUGCUCCUCCUACCCUCCUCUCCUGGUCGUUCCGGCGUCCAUUGGUGAUGAAGACCUUGACUCCGUCGCGAGGUUUCGCGCUAUGCGUCGAGUCCCCGCCGUUGUAUGGCGACACAAAGGCAAUGGCGCUGUCAUCGCGCGGACAUCGCAACCUGAAGUGGGCUGGUUCGGCUGGCGGUCCUCUGAAGACGAGCGGUUGCUAGCUGCCUUCGUUACCGCCUGUAACACUGAUAGAGGCGUGCAGCCGGCUAACACUAACAAGCAAACCAAACUCCUAAUAGUAGACGCCCGAUCCUACGCAUCAGCAGUCACGAACCGAGCUCGCGGUGGAGGCUGCGAGUGCCAACAAUACUACCCUUUCGCAGACAUACAGUUCAUGAGCCUGCCAAACAUACAUCAUGUGCGAAGAUCCUUCCUCCAGCUACGGGCGCUGGCUGCCGAGCCUAGCGACCAGGCCAACUGGCACAGCAACCUCGAGCGCACACUAUGGCUGCAAUACAUCUCCGGAGUGGCGCGAGCGGCCAGCGUGGUGGCGCGAGCGGUGCUGGCCGGGCGGCCGGUGCUGGUGCACUGCUCGGACGGCUGGGACCGCACGCCGCAGAUCGUGGCCGCCGCGCAGCUCAUACUGGACGUGCACUAUCGCACGCUGGAGGGUUUCCGAGUGCUAGUCGAACGCGAAUGGCUCGACUUCGGUCACAAGUUCGCCGACCGGUGCGGACACCAGUUCGGUCCCGAAGACCCAAACGAACGGUCACCUAUCUUCCUCCAAUGGCUGGACGUUGUGUACCAGCUCAUGAGGCAGUACCCUUGCAGCUUCGAGUUCAACGAAGCAUAUCUGAUAAAACUAGCAACCCACGUCCACUCGUGCAUGUUCGGCACUUUCCUGUGCAACACGAGCCGCGAGCGAAGCGAAGCACGCGUCCCCGAGACCACUGCGCAAGUGUGGGAGCUACUCCGCGCGCCGGCGUACAGGAACCAUCUCUACUCGCCGCACCACUCUCGAUCUGAACAGGUCUUAUGGCCAGAAUAUGGUGUGCGCUCCAUGCAACUGUGGUGGGGUAUGUACUGCGGAGAGCGUGAAGAACCGGACGACGACCAACCUGAACCAGAAGCCGUGUUACCUCCACAUCCGCCUGCCAACGGUUUAAUGACCAAAACGAGAUCUUGUGAUAAUCUUCUAAGCGAGGGAGAGAAAAGGACAACACAACGACGGUGUAGUGACCCCAGCAUAGCACCUGAUGUCAUGAAACUGUCAAGCAUAAUGGCGGCCGAAUGCGACCCGCGGAGAGAAACUCGUGCGCUUACAGACAGCUGUGUGGACGAGCUGCGGCCUGUACUAGAUCUCGAGCCAGAACGACCUGACCAGGUGGACGGCCUGCACCCGGAUCACUUCGAGACCCCUCGCCUGCCGCGCGACCUCGCCAGCGGCUCCUCCUCGCUGGAGCGCGAGCUCGGCGGCGCCGUCGACUCCGACCACGAGCCCGCCGACAUCGACCGGGUUAUCGACCACGAUGAACCGGUCAGACCCGCUAUAGAGGUCGAAGUGUCACCUGAAGGCACUCCAGAGGACACCGCUGUGUUUGUGAGGGCGUUUGAUGAGCGAGGCUUGUCUGAGGGCCCACAAAACGGCAGCCGAACGCGACACAUAAGCAUCACGUGGCGAUCAAUCUCAGAGUCCUCCAACCAGUCAUCCACCGGUUUCGACCUCCCCGAGCCACACGAGCGGUCCCCGGUCACUCACGAGCUGUCCCCGGUCACGCACGAGCUGUCCCCGGUCACUCGCGACCUGGUCACUAGCGACGGGGACCACGAGCGGUCACCGACUGAGGAGCUGAUGAAUCAUUUGCCGCAGAAUGGUGUGAGCAACGGAAUUAAUGGAGUGGAUGAGAUUGAGCCAAAGUUUUUGGAGAUUGAUUUGAAUGGGAGCGGGAGCGGGAGCGGGAGCGGGCGCGGUCCCGGGCCGGGCAGCACGUCGUCGAGCUCGGGCUCGCCGCCGCGGCGCGCGCGCGGCAGCCAGCUCACGCUGUGCCCCGCCUCCCCGCGCCGCCGCUGCCCGCACUGCUCCACCAGUGGUAUUGAAACCUCAGGCGAGUCGGGAACCAGCUCCGAAUGCUGGUGCGGCGUAUGCGGCGGGGAGCUGGGUGCGUCGCGCGUGCGUUGCGUGUGCGGUGCGUUAGCGGCACACGCGGCUGACCCGCUUGAUGGGUUACCGCCCGUUUCUGACCCGCUGCAGGCGCGGUUGCACCAGAUCAUAUUGUAUCAAAAGAAAGUGGUAGAAGAGCUAACCGGGCAACUCCGGUCGGCGCGGCAAGCCCUGCGGCGCGCCUCCCCGCCGCCCGCCGCGCCCGCGCGGCCCUCGCCCUCCGCGCCCAGCCCCACGCAGAUGACUAGCAGCGGCAGCGGACGCGGGAGCGCGAGCGGGAGCAGCAGCGGCAGCGCGAGCGAGGUGGAGGUGGGCGAGGAGGCGCGCGGCGUGGUGUGGCUGCCGGACAGCGCCGCGCCGCGCUGCCAGCACUGCCGGAACCACUUCUGGCUGGCCCGGCGGCGGCACCACUGCAGAAGAUGCGGUGGCAUAUUCUGCGGUUCCUGCUCCGAGAUGUCGCCGUGGGGCGGCUGCGCAGUGCGCGUGUGCCGCCGCUGCCGCGCGCUGCGGUGACCGCGCGAGCGCCGCCCGCACCCCCGCCGACACAGCCUGCCCGCCGCUCAUGCGCUCCUGGUAACCGAGCGUUGCUAAUGCUGACUUUUUCAUACAUAAUCGUUGGUUUUAAUGUUGAUUGAACUAAAAAAAGCCAAGAUUUCAUAAGCUCAUGCCUGUAUUACCUAAAGGGGUAGGCAGAGCACAUAAACUAAUCGAGUUUCAGUGAUCUGAAAGGCAUUUACAUAAUCGUUGGUUUUAAUGUCGAUGGAACUAAUAAAAUAGCCAAGGCAUUGUUAAUCAAUUCAUUAACUCACGCCUGUAUUCCCAAAUGGAGUAGGCAGAGCACAAACUAAUCAAUUUUCAGUGAUCUGAAACUUUGUAGUUAAACAACUCUCAAUGAAUUGGUGUGAAAUCGACAUUAAUAUUAAUGAUUUAUUUUACAAUUCGACGAAUGUUCCGACCAUUGGAAUUGAGGGUUCUAUUCUACCUGUCUUAAUGGCAGCUUGUGAUAUCGAUCUUAAAUACGAUUGUAAAUUAAGUAGCGACGUUACUGACAAUACAUUGGAAUUUAUACUGCUCGAAAUACAUUAACUUAACGAAAUUAAUAUCAAUGAAAUGAAUUUUAUUAUCACAAGCUAUUAUUAAAACGUGUAAUGCAAUCGACUCUCAUUAUUAAAAGCAAGAAUGUAUUCGUUGUUAUCAUAUUGAUUUUGAAUUUAAAGCCUUGAUAUCAAAUCGACGCUAUAACAGCGUACAACGAUAAAUUGUAUUAAAAGACAAUAAGCGAAACAUGCCUCAGUAGGCGGAUCAACACAGAGCGUGCAAAUAGCCGAGGCAACUUUAAUCAACUUAUAUUGGCAAUUUGCCUCGCGAGAAAUUUGCCUCAAGACGCUACUAGCUCAGGGGGGUUACCAUGACGUACUAAAGACGUUCAGUUUAGGUUGAGAGAAAGGGACACAGCUAUAGCAGUUACAUAGCUCCGUCCCUCUCUCUCAACCUAAACUGAACGGCUUUAGCACGUCAUGGUAACCCCCCUGAGAGGGCCCGCUUAGCGUGAAGCGUAGCGUUCAACGGAGAGGGUAGCAUCAAAGUAAUAUAAGCUUAUACUGACCUAGUAUUGUCUCCGAUGAAAAUUUUGUCGCAUUUUUUUUUUUCGUUAGAUUUUUAAACAAUCGUCUUGUGUUUUAUAGUAUAUGACUGCAGACUUUUCUUAAAAACGCCCCACACUCUGUUUCGUUCAACACUACUGAGGCUUUUAAAAUCGAUGUUAAAACUUCAGAAAUGGUCAUAAUACUACAAGUAUGUGAACCUCUUACAGUGGCGGCACGUAUAUGGUUUUCCCUUGAACCGCAAAGGUUCUGGUUGGUAAAAGGGAAAGCCGGUGGGUAUUGAGUUCUACGCCACUGUUUGAUUACAUUAGCAGUCCCGGAUCGCUAUGAUAAGUUCGGUGGUGGCUGUUUAGACUGUUCCUUUUACCUCAGUCCUACACCUAUGAGAUUUACAUAAUUAUGAAUGUGACGUUCUUGAGAAAAGUAGCGCUUUGUCAAUCAAUGGGAUUGUAGAUCGUUUGUAUUGUUGGCAAAAAUCGUAACACACGACACUAUAUAUGACCUUAUUGACAAAGCGGUACUUUGAGCCCAGGAAUGAAUAAUCAAUAUUCCGGUCAUCUAAACAGUUCUUAUGUACUAGUCAGUCCGCUUUGAUGGUUCCAACUCUGAUAUUUUAAUUUUUACUAUAACUACAUUUCGCCAUGACACGUCAUGUCCAUUAAAAAGAGCGAGCUAAUAUCAAUUUUAUAGUUGCAAUAACAGCGUUCCGCGAUUCUGUGUGUGGCCUGAUCGCACGCUCAUAUUUGGCGUUGGAUUCAAACAAUUGAAGCUCAUACAAGUGCACGCGCCUGAGCCCGCUCCGCCACACGCCAAGCCGACCGAGCGUCCGCUCAGGCCAUAAACUAAGGUUUUCAUAUUGGAUGUGGACUCACAACCCUUCAAUGUGCGAGUCUUGCUCUCAUAUUGAGUGGCGCGCAAACCAUAUCGGUGUGAUAACUGUAAUGCUUGGUCUACUAAAAAUGGCUAUGCUUUUUUUAAAGACCUGAGCUUAAAGAUACAUCUAGUCUGCCACGCGUGGGGGUGCAAGUAGGAUAGUUAGGAAAUGGUAAAGUAAAGGAAAGACGCGAAGGCUGAUUUUGUACGAUAUUUUCGUUUUUUUUUUCUAUCAUAUUUAUUGUAAAAGACUCUGAUAAUCGGUACGAUUAAGGCAGACCAUCCAUCCGUAGCAGCGAUGCAUUGUUUUGUAUAAAAUAACUGUUUUUGUUCUUUUAUUUUGUAUUAUAGUGUUUCAAUGUUCUAUAUUAUUUGUAUAGGAAGGUUUUUUCACCGCACUUACUGACAGCUAGAAUUAAGAAUUUAUGUAAAAAUGAAACAACUGUUGGUUUGUUCGGUGUGUAUAAUCUAAACGUUGUUUUUGUCUAACUCGCGCGGCUAUUGACCCUUGAUGUAAUUAAUAAUUAUAAAGUCCAAAAUGUCGCCGCGCGUGUAGCAAAACGACUUUUCUAUUGCUAGCUCUCCAUCGAUAAUUAGCUUCGUAUUUUAUUUGUGAUAUUUAUGAUAAUUUUGUAUAAUGAUUAAGAGUUUAUACAUGUUGUUAGCGGAUAAAUUCUACUGGUGAUUAAUUUUAACCCUUGCGGUGCGUGAUCGUUGAUUGUGGCAGUCGCGAAGGGGUCUUCGCAUUAAAAACAUCACAAGAUAUGAAAAAAAAUCAGAUAAAGUUACGAAAACUGUCAAAUUACGAUUAAAAACUCGCACCGAUAGUUUACAUGUUAAUGUAAUGUCUCUCUCUUUCUUACUAAUGUCACAAAGAAAGACUAAGACAAACUGACGAUAAAUUUACCAAGAAUUUCACAUAUGUGACUUUCCAUCACAUUAGGGGUCCUUUCCAUUACAAGUCCCAACAGAAAUUCUGAUAUAAAAAAUCCCAAGGGACCCUUUUGAGAAGGAAAGUCACGUAUAACAAUUUACCGUUCUGUGCCAAGUGUGGAGACCUUUUCGGACUGACGGUGAAAUAUCCAUGUAUAUAAUAAUCAUAAUGCAAAUUAUAUUGCUUUUGAGUGUUACACUCCUUCACCGUUGAGUCUCUUGGUUCUAAACUACCAUACUACUCAUUCCCAAACGGGGUAGGCACAUGAAACUUCAGUUUCAGUGCCACUUUUAGCAAUUAAGGGGUUAAAAGGGGCUAAAUUGUGAUAUUACAGAUUUGCCAACCCAUCUCUAACAUUUGGUACUAUCGAACCCAUAUCCCACAGUUGACUUCUACGACACUCACGGGAUGAAAGGGGGUGGUGAAAUUAUUUCCUGUCACGAAUAAACUACCAAUAAAAUAAUAAUAACAAUGAAAUUGUAAUAGAAUCCUACUUAACAAUUUAAUUCAUCCAUAAAAUAAUAUUUAAACAAAAUACUGUGAGUAUGUAGAGCUUACUACCUGUUAUGGGAUGGUAGUCUGGGGUAAAUCUGUGACUCUAGAAAGGGCAAAGCAAAAUUUUUCUUUGCACUUUUUUUGAUGACAUUACUUGUAAUACUGUUAGCAACACAAUCGUUUGCAUCAUUAAGGUUUAUAAACCUAAUACGAACAAAAGUAUGAUUGAAAGUCGUAAAAAUGAUCCUAUUGUAUAAUUUCGUUAUGGUUGUACUUAUUGAGAACUUCGCUUACAUCGAUUGAAGUGUUGCUGACAAUACUUACAAUAUGACAAACAAUAUUUACUUACAUUGAGUUCAUUAUCCUCUUUCUCACGCAAUAAUGGUUGAAUGUUUCCUUUACGGCUCUAGUUCUGUAAAAUACUGAUUACGUCUGUUAUAAACGGACAGACCAAGAGACUCUCGGGGCCCCACUGGGGAUUGUUGUUAACUGCAUAUAUUUUAUAGUUAUUGUAACGAUCGGAGUAUAAGUUCCAAUGGCGAAGUGCAAAACUUGUUUGUGACCAAUGAAUAUUGACACAAUGUGAAAUAAAGCAUUAUUUAGUUUUA
This is a messenger RNA of Leguminivora glycinivorella, 7989 nucleotides long. RefSeq names its product myotubularin-related protein 4. The transcript is spliced from 21 exons. The coding region runs from base 542 to 3988 and encodes 1148 amino acids. Gene Ontology annotation, molecular function: phosphatidylinositol-3,5-bisphosphate 3-phosphatase activity; protein phosphatase binding; metal ion binding. The record is from RefSeq and is a predicted model, not a curated record. Gene Ontology annotation, biological process: regulation of autophagy; dephosphorylation. Lineage: Eukaryota; Metazoa; Arthropoda; Insecta; Lepidoptera; Tortricidae.